Molecule: messenger RNA, 1739 nt
Organism: Arabidopsis arenosa
Lineage: Eukaryota; Viridiplantae; Streptophyta; Magnoliopsida; Brassicales; Brassicaceae
Source: the annotation of a GenBank genome assembly
ACGAUUUGAUUCAUCUUCUUCAAUCAGUGAAGAAGAAGAAGAACCUCGAAAAAUGGCUAAAGAGAGAGACCAAAACACUAAAGACAACAAAAACCUCCUCAUCUGUUUCUUAUGGAACUUCUCCGCCGAGCUUAAACUCGCUUUAAUGGCGUUACUCGUUCUCUGCACUUUAGCCACUCUCCUCCCAUUUUUACCUUCUUCUUUCUCCAUCUCCGCCUCCGACCUCCGUUUCUGCAUCUCACGUAUCGCCGUUAACUCCACCUCCGUCAAUUCCACCGCCGUCGUCGAAAAGCCAGUCUUAGAUAACGCCGUUAUGACUGAGAAGCCGGUGCUGGAUAAACCUCCGUUAAGUGAAGAGACGGUGUUAAGUAACGGCGUUAUUAAACGGACGUUUACUGGUUACGGCUGGGCAGCUUAUAACUUCGUGUUAAUGAACGCAUACAGAGGCGGCGUUAACACAUUCGCCGUUAUCGGUUUAUCAUCUAAACCACUUCAUGUCUACGCUCAUCCAACUUACCGUUGUGAAUGGAUUCCACUAAACCAAUCCGAUAACCGGAUUUUAACCGACGGAACCAAAAUCUUAACCGAUUGGGGAUACGGUAGAGUUUACACAACCGUCGUCGUAAACUGUACUUUCCCGUCAACCACCGUCAUAAACCCUAAUAACACCGGAGGUACUCUUCUCCUCCACGUAACCACCGGAGAUUUAGAUCGGAACAUCACCGAUUCAAUCCCAGUCCUCACCGAAACUCCAAACACCGUCGAUUUCACCCUCUACGAAUCCCAUCGCCGCCGUGAAAAGUACGAUUAUCUCUAUUGUGGAUCGUCUCUCUACGGAAACUUAUCUCCACAGAGAAUCAGAGAAUGGAUCGCUUACCAUGUUAGAUUCUUCGGAGAAAGAUCUCAUUUUGUUCUUCACGACGCCGGAGGGAUUUCAGAGGAAGUGUUCGAGGUUUUAAAGCCAUGGAUUGAGCUUGGAAGAGUGACGAUACAUGAUAUAAGAGAUCAAGAACGAUUCGAUGGUUAUUAUCAUAAUCAGUUCAUGGUGGUGAAUGAUUGUUUGCAUAGGUAUAGAUUCAUGACGAAGUGGAUGUUCUUCUUUGAUGUUGAUGAGUUUUUAUAUGUUCCGGUGAAGGAGACGAUUUCGUCGGUGAUGGAAUCUUUGGAGGAAUAUUCUCAGUUUACUAUUGAACAGAUGCCUAUGAGUAGUCAGCUUUGUUACGACGGUGAUGGUCCGGCGAGGACUUACAGGAAAUGGGGAUUUGAGAAAUUGGCGUAUAGGGAUGUGAAGAAAGUACCAAGACGGGAUAGGAAAUACGCGGUUCAACCGCGUAAUGUAUUUGCGACAGGAGUUCACAUGUCUCAGAAUCUACAAGGGAAGACAUAUCAUAGAGCGGAAGGGAAGAUCCGGUAUUUUCACUACCACGGUUCAAUCUCGCAGCGUCGUGAGCCUUGUCGUCAUCUUUAUAAUGGUACCCGUAUCGUUCAUGAAAACAAUCCUUACGUUCUUGAUACCACAAUGCGCGAUAUUGGUCUUGCGGUGAAGACGUUUGAGAUUAGGACGAUUGGAGAUCGCUUGCUUAGGACAAGGCAGUGAAGAUAGGAGAAGAAUGGUUAAAGAGAUGUUAUCAUUAUGCAUUGUAACGUAAAUCUUUAGAGUAUUAUUUAGGUGAAUGUAACAAUUUUUAUGGUUUUUCUAAGUAUAUUCUUUUAUUGUAUUAUAAAAUGUGUUCAUAGAA